Molecule: messenger RNA, 869 nt
Organism: Actinia tenebrosa (Australian red waratah sea anemone)
Lineage: Eukaryota; Metazoa; Cnidaria; Anthozoa; Actiniaria; Actiniidae
Source: RefSeq, a predicted model, not a curated record
GUGUUAAUAAAAUUGCUGAUCGUCGGCUCUGUUUUCCACUCAGUGCAAUUGAAAAUAACAAAUCUGUUGCAUUUGCGACAAGAAUCUCGGUGUGAGCUGACGCGGUCUAAAAGCUUGACCUAUUGCGAAGAUAAAUCUUAACGAGAGUAUCUGCUAAAGAAAAUGGCGGUCACUGUCUUCUGUAUCGUGGUCAUCAUGACAGCACUUGGCUUGGACGUUGACGCAGUUUGUACCAAUCGGAUAAUCCUGGAAAAAUUUGAUAUCAUUGACAAAGCAACUGGAAGAAGUAUUUACUGGCUUCCACUAAAAGCAGAAAAAAACUUUAAGGUUGCCGUCGCAGUAAAGGUUACUCGUACCCUGAACUCUGCUUCCUACUCUGCAAGACUUCGCAUAGAAGCCAAUAUAAAGCAUACUUUUGGAACCACUAAGAAAGAUUUUGGAUGCCCAGCGGAAUUAGGAACAUGUGAGUUCCGGAAAAUGAGUUGUCAACAAAUGCAGAGCUACCUUGGCAUAACUCACCUUGGUUGUCCUUUGACCAGUUCCCUCUACAAAGCACAAAUGAACAUUGAUCCAAUUGGAGACCUGACGGUUCAUAUCCAACCUUCUUACCUGAAAACUUUUGUGAAAACUAUUGACGUCACAGGGUAUUUGGACGUGUGGGAUGACACAACAGGAGAACACUUGGCUUGCACCAAGACUACACUUCAUUUCUACAAAGACUAUUAGGUUUUCUUGCUGAACAAAGGCUUUACUUGCCGUGAAACAAAGAUGUAACUAACUUUAACCCCAAGUUACUCGAUACCUAAGAAGUCAUUAGACAUAGUUGAUAGUUUUAGUUUGAAUUAUGAAUAAAUAAGAACCAAGAUGAA